Molecule: messenger RNA, 1952 nt
Organism: Trematosphaeria pertusa
Lineage: Eukaryota; Fungi; Ascomycota; Dothideomycetes; Pleosporales; Trematosphaeriaceae
Exons: 3
Coding region: 30-1952 (640 amino acids)
Biological process (GO): transcription by RNA polymerase III
Cellular component (GO): RNA polymerase III complex
Molecular function (GO): DNA binding
Source: RefSeq, a predicted model, not a curated record
CACUUCUGCUGUACGACGACUAAACCGCAAUGCCACCCAAAGGCAGAGGGCGAGGCGGUGCGCGCGGCCGCGCCCGCGGCACUGGGAGAGGAGAUGCAGCUGCUAAUCGGCCAGCCACAGGCGCCACCGAGAUUUCAGAAGCCACCCCACCAGUGCUCAAAGCGGAUACAGAAGCAACUGAGUCGUCCGCGCCUGGUAUAGUACCUAAACAAGAAGAUGAAGGGAGCGCCCCAACUUCAGCGGCUGAAGCGAAUAUCUCUGCCACCGUCGAAACGCAGCUCCCACCUUCAGUUGCAGCCUUCUCGAACUCCUCUCCCCAAACCCCAAUAGAUUCUGCCGCUCGUCCGCCGAGGAAGCGACUCGACAGCUUGAAGAGCAACGAACCGUCCUCACGCUCUGCGUCUCCAGCUGCCCGUCGUGGAACACCGAGUCGAGGCAGAAAGCCUGUUGCGUUACCACCAUUCGCGGGUCGUCGAAGCAAGGAGGAGCGGGAUGCUCGGAACCAGGAAGCUAUUGAACGUGAGCGUGAGAGGAACAGAAAACUUGAGGCGUUAGAGAGGAAGAAGGAGCAACAGAGGAAGCGUGAAGAGGAUCGCAAACGUGGAGGAGGGGCAAGGGCUAGAGGUGGCUUCAGCGGCGCCACCAGCGGGCCGUUCUCGUUAGGCAGUGCUACUCAGGACAGGAAAACCACUCAUCGAAAUUUUGCAGGCUUCGGUUCAGGCUCGGGUUCAGGUUCAGGUUCAGGAUCCCGUGCCGUCCGGGUCAAGCGCGAACCCAACGACGGCGAGGUCGGGCCGUCACACAGGCCAUCCGGUAUCUCCAUUAAGAAGGAAGACGGGGGAUACAUCUCUUCAGACGAUGAAGAUGCAGGUGAAUUCCCGCGGAAGGAUAUUGAUUUAAUUGAGAUAUCGUCCGACGAGGACGAGGUGGGACCGUCAGAGCACAGGGAGCGGGCACAACUACCAGUCCGCAUUGGUAGGAAGGAGCACCGGGAACGCGUCGUCGGGAUCAACACGGAGGCCAGCACCGAGGCAUCUGCCAAAAUUCUACAACAAGCGGAGGCAUCCGGUAGCGCACCGACAGCCGACGCGGUAGAGAGUACCACUCGAAAAGGGAAGAGCAAGGUGAAGGACGUCGAGAUCACCGGCGUGCGGAAGCCAUACAAGGGCGUGUGGCAGGAUUCUGACGAGUCGGAUGUCAAAGUCAAAGCUGAACCAAUCAGCGACGAUGAAGAUAUGGCCGACGCAGAGCAGGUAGGCAUUGUGAACAAGGCAGUGGAGAAGCCAUCGGAACAGUCUCCAGACGCCGAGAAGAAACCCAAAGCUCGCUCGAAAGAGGAGCCGAAUCUUCAAACGGACGAAGACCGCGCAGAAUGGGCCCGCUUCCAAGCAAAUCUGCGCCACAUCAGAGCAGAGUUGGGACCGGAUGAGGACGUUGCUAUCCCUUCUGCAGAUGGGUCGGGCGACCUGACCAUGAUCGAUGCUGCCGCCAAUGCCAGCAGACCGAGUGUUCGAGACAACAACGUCUAUCUCUUCCAAAUUCCGCCUAUUAUGCCCGACCUACUCUUACCAGGAGUUAAGAAGGAGCCGUCCGAUCCGCAGCAUGGCGCCCAGGAGGCCGCUCCGUCCGCGAAGGGUGAAGCAGUACCGAUUAAGAAGGAAGAAGAGUUUUCAAACCCUCUAGGAAAUGCGCCUGAACGACCUCGGUUUGCCAGCGGGCGCGUCGGCAAGCUGCGUGUCCAUCAAUCCGGCCGUACCACGCUGAACUGGGGGGGUACAAGCUACGAAUUGACGCCAGGCAACAAGGCCUCGUUUUUGCAAGAGGUGGUUUCCAUACACGUGGUGCCAGAAAAUGAGCGCGUGGUCGAGGAAGACGCAGGCGAGGCUGUUUCAUUCGGACGAGUGAAAGGGAAGUUUGUAGUGACGCCGGAUUUCUCAAAGAUAUUCGGUUAG